Messenger RNA from Impatiens glandulifera, 483 nucleotides. RefSeq lists its product as uncharacterized. The transcript has a single exon. The record is from RefSeq and is a predicted model, not a curated record. Bases 1 to 483 code for a protein of 160 amino acids. NCBI's taxonomy places the organism in Eukaryota, Viridiplantae, Streptophyta, Magnoliopsida, Ericales, Balsaminaceae.
AUGCAUGCACAUCUGGCUGCCCAAGAUGAUGAUAUGUGGUAUGUCAUCACAAAUGGUCCCAUGAAGAUUCUAAAGGUCAGCACAACCACAACUACAACUGAGGGUGCUCCUGUGAUGAAGGAGAAGCCCAAACACGAGUGGACUGCUGAAGAUAAGAGGAAGGUAAACCUCGACAAUGUGGCCAAAGAUAUUAUCUACAAUACGUUUGACAAGAACAUGUUCAGCAAAAUCAAGUCAUGUUCUACCGCCAAAGAGAUUUGGGAAAAGCUGACUCAACUAUGUGAAGGCAACAACCAAACUAAAGAAAAUAAGUUGAUGGUUGCCACACAUAAGUUUGAUAACAUCAAGAUGCGUCCUAGAGAGACAAUGACUGAAUUCGAUGAAAGAUUUAGUAGCAUAGCCAUUGAAAUCUCAACUCUGGGAAAGACAUACAUCAAUAGAGAGAUUUUCAUCAAAGUUAUGAGAGCUUUACCUAGAGAAUGA